This is a messenger RNA of Saxophila tyrrhenica, 486 nucleotides long. RefSeq lists its product as uncharacterized. The transcript has a single exon. The coding region runs from base 1 to 486 and encodes 161 amino acids. Lineage: Eukaryota; Fungi; Ascomycota; Dothideomycetes; Mycosphaerellales; Extremaceae. The record is from RefSeq and is a predicted model, not a curated record.
AUGUCACAGACAACAGACAUGCAACAAGCAGCCAAAUCCUUCUUCUCCUCCCCUCACUUCGCCGUCGCCGGCGCUUCAAGCACUCCCUCCAAAUUCGGGCACAAAAUAUUCGUCUGGUACCUCCAGCGUAACCUCCCCGCCAUCCCUCUCAACCCCACCUGCUCCGCCGUUACCGUCCGUAACAAGCAGUAUGACACUGUCGGCUCACCGUCGAAGCUACAAGAUCCGCAGCAUACCAGCUUAUCAGUCAUCACCCCUCCGCCUGUUACAGCCAAGCUACUGCAAGAAGCGAAGGAGGCGGGCGUGCGCGCUGUUUGGCUGCAGCCCGGGAGCUUCACGGAUAAAGAGCUCGAGUACGCUAAGAAGGAGUUCCCGGAUGCUGCGGUGGGAGGGUUUGGGGGAGGUACAGUCGGUGGGGAGGGGUGGUGUGUUUUAGUGGACGGGGACACGGCAAUGAGGGCUGCGGGACGGCAAGAGAGGCUUUGA